AUGACAGAAGUUAAUGAUGUUGCCUCUGUAAACAUUAACAUCGGAAUUCUAGGUCAUGUAGACAGUGGAAAGACAUCGCUUGCACGCGCGCUUUCAUCAACUGCUUCAACAGCAGCAUUUGACAAGAGUCCUGAGAGUCAGCGCCGAGGCAUAACACUCGACCUUGGCUUUAGCGCCACUUGCGUUCCUACGGAGGGCAUUGCGCCGGAUUUGUUUAACGCUGGUAUUCAACAGGUCCAAUGUACUUUUGUUGAUUGCCCCGGACACGCAUCGCUCAUUCGUACUGUAUUGGGAGGGGCGCAAAUUAUAGACAUGAUGAUUCUUGUCAUUGAUGCUUGCAAGGGUAUACAGACGCAGACAGCGGAGUGCAUAGUGAUUGGCGAGGUCCUGUGCAAACCACUCGUCCUUGUGAUCAACAAAGUUGACGCUAUCCAGGGGUCUACGAGCGAAGAGAAGCGGGCAGCAAUCGAUAAACUGCGGAAGCGCCUGCAAAAGACAUUCGAACGAACCAGAUGGCCAUCUGUGGCGAUGGUUGAGGUCGCUGCCGCACCGCGUCGCGAAGAGUCGGGUGGUACAACGUGUGAGGGCUGUAUGAUGAGUCCAAUCAACGUGGAGAAGGUGUUACCGGCCGUCCUGAGCCUUGUCGACGCGGAUACGAUCAAAAGAAAUAAGGAAGCUCCGUUGAGGCCGGAGGACUUUGUGAUGAUGGUUGACCACUGCUUUGCAUUGAAAGGCCAAGGUACCGUGUUCACCGGCACCAUUCUCCGCGGACAGGUAAGCGUAGGGGACAGCGUUGUCAUUCCUGAGUCUCAUGUGGUAAAGAAAGUGAAGGGGUUGCAAGUGUUCCGCAAGCCCGUGCAGAUGGCCCGCCGUGGUGACCGCGUUGGACUCUCUGUUGUACAGUUUGAUGCUGAAGGAAUGGAGCGCGGUUUGCUUUGUAGUGCGCUGCAGCAGCAACAGCGGCAGCGGAGCCGCGCAGACCAGGCGGUUCAUCCUGUGCCAGUGUUUGAAAGUGCCUCUGUGAUGGUUGCGGAGGUUAGUCGUGUUCGGUUCCAUCAGCUGCCGUGCAACGUGCACACCAAGUUUCAUAUAAACAUUGGUCACUCUACGGUGAUGGGAACCAUGCGGUUUUUCAGUCGCCCGACUGUUUGCCUCCCCAGCGACUCGCAAGCUGGGGAGGAAUUAGCGGAGGAGCCCCCUUUCGACCUAAUGCAAGAAAGUCAGUACGUGGAGGAGUUGGGUGAGGAGGCGUUCAUCACGUUUGAAUGCCCUUCCGAAGACAAGCAUCGGUGGCCCGGCCGACCCAUCGCUGUCAAGCGUGGGCCGUUGACAUAUUUCGCCAUCGUACUGCUUGAGAAACCCAUCUUGGCAGCUAUUGGGACCCCACUAAUAGCGGCCCGACUUGACGUGGAACGAGAAAACAUGUGCCGGAUAGCACUCGCGGGGCGCGUCCGUGCGCUUCUGCAUGAUGAUAAAGACGAUGCCGUGAUGUGGCGGUCGAUGCCCAUCGUUCGAUACAAGUCCCGGUCGUUAGUAGUGGAACGCGUGGUGAGUGACAGGUCGUGUAUUGCCAGUGGCGUCGUUACUUCGGAGAUGCAUGAGGCUAGGAGCGGUGGUGGUAUGAGCACCAAUAAGAAGGAGAGGGAUACGAAAGUUAAGGAUGCACUUCAUGCUGAGGUACAGAAAUUCAUUGGGCUUACGGUUUACUUUCGGCCAACGAGCGGGGAUGAUGGAUGCUGCGUUAAUGAGAACGGGCCGGGGGGCUUAAGGGAAGGCAUCAUUGACUCCGCGUUCGGCAAGACGGGGAAGGUGAAACUGGUAUUCAAGGAACCCGUAUUCGCUGUGGACGACCGAGGGGCGGAAGCCGGUAAAGGAAAGCGAAACGAAGUGAUCUUCCUUUCUGAGGGCGUUGUGGAGCUCACGCUGAAAAAAUACCCACUUGCACUCCACAGUCAGCUUCAGCAGUAG
This is a messenger RNA of Trypanosoma brucei brucei TREU927, 1968 nucleotides long. Its product is annotated as selenocysteine-tRNA-specific elongation factor, putative. The record is from RefSeq and is a predicted model, not a curated record. Gene Ontology annotation, molecular function: GTP binding; translation elongation factor activity; GTPase activity. NCBI's taxonomy places the organism in Eukaryota, Euglenozoa, Kinetoplastea, Trypanosomatida, Trypanosomatidae. Bases 1 to 1968 code for a protein of 655 amino acids. The transcript has a single exon. Gene Ontology annotation, biological process: selenocysteine incorporation.